Molecule: messenger RNA, 1155 nt
Organism: Nerophis lumbriciformis (worm pipefish)
Lineage: Eukaryota; Metazoa; Chordata; Actinopteri; Syngnathiformes; Syngnathidae
Source: RefSeq, a predicted model, not a curated record
UUAAUGAAGUCAGGAGGACUUUUUUAGCGUGUUGGACACAAAAAAAAACCGCUAACGGUUUCACUUCCGGUCUUGGGCUUUCUUACCAGAAAAAGAUUUUGGAGAUGAAAUUCGCCGACCCUGCCGGGUUCGUCCUGCCAUCUUUGCGCUCCUUUUCCAUAGUAUUCCACCCCGAGGCAGCGGCUUGCUUGCCUCUCUCCCUGCCAAGAGCAGCUAGACGUGAUGACGGCACAUGUUACUUUCCUGUCAGUUAAUGACUUCCUUCUCCCGGGCGUGCGGAGUGAUGACACAAGAGCGCCAGUGGAGAGAGAGAGAGAGGCUCGCCUCCACCCGCCCGCACCGUCACUUCGAGCGCCGUCUCACCUGCGAGAGGCCGGAGCGAUGAGCGCCAUGGCGACGGAGAUCGCCGCCUUCCUCCUGGCCGUCUGCGGCUGGAUCCUGGUGUCGUCCACGCUGCCCAGCGACUACUGGAAGGUGUCCUCGGUGGACGGGACGGUCAUCACCACCGCCACCUUCUGGUCCAACCUGUGGAAGACGUGCGUGACCGACUCCACGGGCGUGUCCAACUGCAAGGACUUCCCCUCCAUGCUGGCUCUGGACGCGUACAUCCAAGUGUGCCGAGGCCUGAUGAUCGCCGCCGUGUGCCUGGGCUUCUUCGGCGCCACGCUCGCCCUCCUGGGGAUGAAGUGCACCAAGGUGGGCGGCUCGGAGACCACCAAGGCUCGUUUGGCGUUCCUCGCCGGGUGUCACUACCUCCUGAGUGGUCUGUGCUGCAUGAGCGCCUGCUCCAUUUACGCCCACCGGGUCACCUCCGACUUCUUCGACCCCCUCUUUGUGGCUCAGAAGGCCACUUUCUCUCUCUCUCGCCCCCCCCCGGCAGAUUUGAACUGGGAGCGGCGCUCUUCGUGGGCUGGUCGGGGUCGCUGCUUUGCAUCUUGGGAGGUUUGCUCUUCUGCCUCUCGCUGUGGGAGACCUCCAGGAUCAGACGACCUCACUCCUCCAUCAGCGCCCAAGCACGUGGCGAGCGCAGCGUGGCGGCCGGCGGCCCGCAAAAAGAGCUGAAGCCGCCUUGCAGGCACUUUGGACGGAACGCCUACGUGUGACAUCAUCUUGAUUCUCUAUACACGGGCGCCAUCUGGUGGUACGCCAAUGAAU